This is a messenger RNA of Auanema sp. JU1783, 779 nucleotides long. The record is from the annotation of a GenBank genome assembly. Lineage: Eukaryota; Metazoa; Nematoda; Chromadorea; Rhabditida; Rhabditidae.
AUGUCCCUAUCUCAGCUAGCAGAGGUUUUAGCAGUACGUACUCAUCAACGUGAAGAAGGCGACGCACUAAUGCAGCGGAGUCAUAACCUUGAUCUUGCGACCGACGAGUGGGGUUUGACUUGUGUCAGAGGUCGCUUCCCGCACUCUAGCACACACCCAUGGCUCAUAAACGGAAAGUCCCCUCUAGCUAAGUUGAUAUUCUUACAGUAUCACACGUUCAAUAGCCAUACGGGUGGUUCCACGGUAUUAGCUCGAGUAAGGAGUAGAUUUUGGCCUAUCCCUGCCAAGCGUACACUCAGAUCAUUGAUAAAAGGAUGCGUCUUCUGUAAAAAAUGGGCGGGUAGACCCUUCCAACGACCUCCGUUCAAGGCGUUGCCCCCAUCCAGAACGGAAGGGAAUGUCUGGGAGAGAGUGGGAUUGGAUGAAGCUGGUCCGUUUAGAAUUUCGUCUCAUACUCGUUACGUCCUACUUGUAACCUGCUUCGUAACACGCGCAGUCCAUGCAGAAGUACUCGCGGAUACUUCCGCUGCUGAACUAUCUCUGGCUCUUAGGACAUUCUUUGCUUCAUACAGAGUUCCCUCUGUCAUAUACUUGGACAACCUCUCCUCCCACUGCGCUCUCAAAAAAUGGAUAGAAUCAAGAGAAGCUAACUUCGCAAGCCUUCCUCCCCCUUUAGGCGAUCUCACACAGCUCUACCGCAUUUCGUUCCUAUUCAUUACCCCGCUCUCUCCCUGGAAGGGAGGGAUGUACGAACGCAUGAUAGGUCUCCUUAAAGGAUC